AUGGCACAGACUUAAGCUUUGAGAGAUUUAUCUCUAUAUCAGUCAAAGACAAAGCAGGUCAAUAGAUGGACCAGAUUCGUUAAUCUGUUCAUUUUUAUUGUUAGCGCUAUUAUCUGUAUUCUCAUGAUAACCUUUCACGACACCCAGUACGGAUCACAUUAUGAUUUUUCUUAUGCCAUUUUUCUGAUUGUCCUAUAUGGUCUUGGUUUGAUUGGGCUAUGUAUUGUAACUCGUAACCUGAUCACUGUACUAAAGAAAUUUUACCCUCAGUUUUACUAUUCUGAGAGGAAGAUGAUCCUACCAAUGAUUAUAAUUUUGAUUGUAGCUAUGAUAAGCAAGUUAGCAUUUGGAGCUUACAGGGUAUACUUAGAUGAUUUUAUAGACGAAUUUUUUAAUGAGAGUGAAUAAAAAGAUAAUUGGAUAUCUCCAACAUUUUGGAGUGUGAAUUUUACAGUAGCUGAGUUUGUUCCGGUUUCUGCUUUACUACUAAGCUUUUGGUAUGGCCUUUUAAGAAGAAAUAAAGUAAUAAGCAACAGAAAGUAUUCUAGUAACUCUAAUCACCAAAUAAAUCUGGAUCAUAGUCCUUAGUUGCUUGAUUUCGAUGAAGAUGAGUCAUUUAGUGAAAACCCAUUUGCUAUUGGAGUGGUAUAAAAAAUCACUUUAAACUUUUAACAAGAUAGGGACUUCAGUGUUAUUUCAAAUAGCAAUCACAUAUCAAAAGAGACUAAUUAUUAAGAUACAUAAGGCGUCACUAUUAAAAAGCAUAGAUACUCCAGAAAAUCUCAAAGAAAUAAAAAUAUUAGCAUUAAUAAUUCCUAUCACGAAUGA
Messenger RNA from Stylonychia lemnae, 828 nucleotides. NCBI's taxonomy places the organism in Eukaryota, Ciliophora, Spirotrichea, Sporadotrichida, Oxytrichidae. The record is from the annotation of a GenBank genome assembly.